CACAGAGCAGGCCGCCUGCAGCAGCAACGCUCUCUGCCCCUGCAGCGGCUGCAGCCGGAGGCCCGCGUGGCGGCAGCGGGCACCGCCCGGCCCCGCCGCGCUUCUCCUCGGCGCCCCCGCCGUGGGGCAGGAGCGCGGCGCUCCGCGCUGCGGGCGCCCUCCGAGCCGCAGAGGCCGGCGGCAACCCGGACGCUGCCCUCCCCCCGCGCCCCGCUCGCGGCCCCCUGCCCGGGCACCAUGGACACCUCCCGGGUCGGCGUGCUCCUGUCCUUGCCGGUCCUGCUGCAGCUGGCGGCCGGGGGCGGCUCGCCGAGGCCGGGCGCGCUGCUGCGGGGGUGCCCCGCGCACUGUCAGUGCGAGCCCGACGGCAGGAUGCUGCUCAGGGUGGACUGCUCCGACCUGGGGCUCUCGGAGCUGCCUUCCAACCUCAGCGUCUUCACCUCCUACCUAGACCUCAGUAUGAACAACAUCAGUCAACUGCCCCCGAGUCCCCUGCACAGUCUCCGCUUCCUAGAGGAGUUACGUCUUUCUGGAAACGCUUUGACGUACAUUCCCAAGGGAGCAUUCGCUGGCCUUUAUAGUCUUAAAGUUCUUAUGCUGCAGAAUAAUCACCUAAGACAGGUACCAGCGGGAGCACUGCAGAAUUUGCGAAGCCUUCAGUCCCUGCGUCUGGAUGCUAACCACAUCAGCUACGUCCCCCCGAGCUGUUUCAGUGGCCUGCAUUCCUUGAGGCACUUGUGGCUGGAUGACAACGCCCUGACAGAAAUCCCUGUCCAGGCUUUCAGAAGUUUAUCAGCACUGCAGGCCAUGACUUUGGCCUUGAACAAAAUACACCACAUACCAGACUAUGCCUUUGGAAACCUCUCCAGCUUGGUAGUUCUGCAUCUCCAUAAUAAUAGAAUUCACUCCCUGGGAAAGAAAUGCUUUGAUGGGCUCCACAGCCUAGAGACUUUAGAUUUAAAUUAUAAUAAUCUUGAUGAGUUCCCCACUGCCAUCAGGACACUCUCCAACCUUAAAGAACUAGGAUUUCACAGCAACAAUAUCAAGUCAAUACCUGAGAAAGCAUUUGUAGGCAAUCCUUCUCUUAUUACAAUACAUUUCUAUGACAACCCCAUUCAGCUUGUUGGAAGAUCCGCUUUUCAACAUUUACCUGAACUAAGAACACUGACUUUGAAUGGUGCCUCACAAAUAACUGAAUUUCCUGAUUUAACUGGAACUGCGAGCCUGGAAAGUUUGACUUUAACUGGAGCACAGAUCUCAUCUCUUCCUCAAACCGCCUGCGAUCAGUUACCUAAUCUGCAAGUGCUAGAUCUAUCUUACAACCUGCUGGAAGAUUUACCCAGUUUUUCAGUCUGCCAAAAGCUUCAGAAAAUAGACCUGCGACAUAAUGAAAUCUUUGAAAUUAAAGUUGACACUUUCCAGCAGUUGCUCAGCCUCCGAGCUCUGAAUUUGGCUUGGAACAAAAUUGCCGUUAUUCAUCCCAAUGCCUUUUCCACUUUGCCAUCUCUAAGAAAGCUGGACCUAUCGUCCAACCUCCUGUCGUCUUUUCCUGUAACUGGGUUACAUGGUUUAACUCACUUAAAAUUAACAGGAAAUCAUGCCUUACAGAGCUUGAUAUCAUCUGAAAACUUUCCAGAACUCAAGGUUAUAGAAAUGCCUUAUGCUUACCAGUGUUGUGCAUUUGGAGCAUGUGAGAAUGUCUAUAAAAUUUCUAAUCAAUGGAAUAAAGAUGACAACAGCAGUACAGAUGACCUUCAUAAGAAAGAUGCUGGAAUGUUUCAAAUUCAAGAUGAGCGUGAUCUUGAAGAUUUCCUGCUGGACUUUGAGGAAGACCUGAAAGCCCUUCAUUCGGCGCAGUGCUCGCCUUCCCCAGGCCCCUUCAAACUCUGCGAAUACCUGUUUGGUAGCUGGCUAAUCAGAAUUGGAGUAUGGACCAUAGCAGUUUUGGCGCUUACUUGCAAUGCCUUGGUGACUUCCACAGUGUUCAGAGCCCCUCUGUACAUUUCCUCCAUAAAACUGUUAAUUGGGUUAAUAGCAGCAGUGAACAUGCUCAUGGGGGUCUCCAGUGCUGUGCUGGCUGGCGUGGACGCGUUCACUUUCGGCAGCUUUGCACAGCAUGGUGCGUGGUGGGAGCAGGGGGUCGGUUGUCAGGUCGUCGGCUUUUUGUCCAUUUUUGCUUCGGAAUCAUCUGUUUUCCUGCUUACUCUGGCAGCCCUGGAGCGCGGGUUCUCUGUGAAAUACUCUGCAAAAUUUGAAAGGAAAACCCCCUUCUCCAGUCUGAAAGUGAUCAUUCUGCUCUGUGCGGUGCUGGCCCUGACCAUCGCCACGGUUCCACUGCUGGGUGGCAGUGAGUUCAGUGCCUCCCCGCUCUGCCUGCCCCUGCCCUUUGGCGAGCCCAGCACCACAGGCUACAUGGUCGCUCUCGUCUUGCUCAACUCCCUCUGCUUCCUGGUGAUGACCAUUGCCUACACCAAGCUCUACUGCAAUUUGGAAAAGGGAGACCUGGAAAAUAUUUGGGACUGUUCUAUGGUGAAACACAUCGCUCUGUUGCUCUUCACCAACUGUAUCCUUUACUGCCCUGUGGCUUUCUUGUCCUUCUCCUCUUUACUAAACCUCACAUUUAUCAGUCCUGAAGUCAUUAAGUUUAUCCUUCUGGUGAUUGUCCCGCUUCCUGCAUGUCUCAACCCCCUUCUCUACAUCCUCUUCAAUCCCCAUUUUAAGGAAGAUCUGGGGAGCUUGGGAAAGCAAACCCACUUCUGGACAAGAUCGAGAAACCCAAGCCUGAUGUCUAUUAAUUCUGACGAUGUCGAGAAGCAGUCCUGUGACUCAACCCAAGCCUUGGUAACCUUCACCAGUGCCAGCAUAGCCUACGACCUACCUUCCAAUUCUGUGUCACCGCCAGCUUACCCAGUGACCGAAAGCUGUCAUCUUUCAUCAGUGGCAUUUGUUCCAUGUGUCUAAUUAACAUGUGAGAGGAAAAGUUUUCAAACACUGAAAACCAAAAAAUAUGAGAUUGAGUACAUCAGAGCAGUAACUAAAAAAUAGCUGAGUGGAAACUUGUUUGUUUUUAAUAUCUCUCAGUGUGGAAAAAGCUGAAGACCUUGUUAAUACUGGAGAGUGAAAAGUCUAAAUGCUGCUUGUAUAAUUCCUUCAGAUAUAAGAGAUACAUCAAUCACAUUAUUUAGGUAAGCCCAGAUUUUAAAAAGCAGACUGAAAUGUUCAAAAAAGAUUCUCCAUGAUUUCCACCGAUUCCUUUUUAAACUCACCAAUCUAAUUAUUUGGGGCGAGGGGCAGAACCACUUGCUUACAAAGGUUAGUUUCAGGUUUUCAAACCUGAAAACUCCUUAAAAGAUGGUUAGAGGAGUUCAGAAAAUAGGGUUUUAAAUGGCCUACAUUACUAAGUAAAAGUUGUGACCAGUACGAUUUCAUUUUAAUGACCAUGUGGAUGUGUUAAUCCUCCUUUCCCUUUCCUCAGAAAGGAUCCUUCCACAGCACCAAUCCCCCCAUGAAUGGAUAAUGUAGGACAUUGUUAGUUUACUCAUAUUCACAUCGUUUUUAGAGAUGCCAAAUUGUAUGUAUCAGCACUAGAUGGUUCCACCUCAGUGAAGUAAAACUGCCUACAAAUAUUUUGAAAGGAAAAUAAAUUCUUAAAUUGCCAUGAAGGCAAUCAUGUAGAAGUGAGGUUUGCCGUGUCUAAUUAAUUUUUAACUCUCUGCUGUCCAGAACUCCAAAUAAAAGUCCAUUGCUGGCAAUGGAUACACCUAGAAAAGAUGGUGUGCAACUCGGGGAGGUUGGGGAUUGUUUUUUCUUCAGGUGCACACUUUUUGCAGGGGUUUUGUGAAUUGAUUCAGACUGAGGUGCAUCUUAACAAUGAUCAAAUGCAGACCAACAUGAAUGAAAUCCACCAACAUAACUUCUCACACGUGUAUCUCUAGUAGCCCUAGCAACGAUGUCUGAAACCACUUUGGACUUAACAGGGACUUGGUAACAUAUCCUCUUUCUUUAGCUUGGUUUUAGCUGUGUUGUCUUUGGACCAACCCACUUGAUGUCAGGAACAUGACUUCUCUGCUUAUUCCAUAUGUAAUACAAUACGAUGUGUUAAGUAUUUUAAGAAGCAAAAUGAUUAAAUACUAAAGGUCAAAGGACUAAUUUGUAACUUCCAUUAUACUACAUUAGCUUCAAUACAUCCAAACCAAAAGACUGUUAGGUAGAUUUAUUUUUAUAUAAGCAUGUUUAUUUUGAUCAGAUGUUUAAACUUGGAAUUGAAAAAAAAUACAUUUAUGAGAUGUUUUAUAAGAUGUGUAAAUAUAGCACUGUAUUUAUUACUACAAUAAAGAUUCGGUAACUCUAAGGACCAUGAUAAGAAACCAUGUACAGUGGCAUAUUAUUCAUAUAUAUUGUGUUUCUCUGCCCAUUUUCUUUAAAUUCAUUAACUGUAUAUAAUAUGUGUAAAUGUAUAGUACUUGUAAAUAGAUUCCAAACCUGCUUUUCUGUUGGGUACAAAAUAAAAGAAAUUUGUAAUAAAAUGUGUGACUAUAAAACAAAAUAUCUUCAGGCCUUUUACUGAGCCCACAGGCAAAUAUAUGUUCUCCUAAAUGUUUUUUAUCUUUGAUGUAUAAAUACAUUUGCUAUCUAAGUAUUUGCACCUUAA
Messenger RNA from Felis catus (domestic cat), 4651 nucleotides. RefSeq names its product leucine rich repeat containing G protein-coupled receptor 5 (gene LGR5). The coding region runs from base 238 to 2961 and encodes 907 amino acids. Lineage: Eukaryota; Metazoa; Chordata; Mammalia; Carnivora; Felidae. The transcript is spliced from 18 exons. The record is from RefSeq and is a predicted model, not a curated record. Gene Ontology annotation, biological process: G protein-coupled receptor signaling pathway. Gene Ontology annotation, molecular function: G protein-coupled receptor activity; protein binding; protein-hormone receptor activity. Gene Ontology annotation, cellular component: membrane.